Molecule: messenger RNA, 4083 nt
Organism: Penaeus indicus
Lineage: Eukaryota; Metazoa; Arthropoda; Malacostraca; Decapoda; Penaeidae
Gene: Prp5
Product: probable ATP-dependent RNA helicase DDX46
Exons: 19
Coding region: 107-3319 (1070 amino acids)
Molecular function (GO): nucleic acid binding; ATP binding; RNA helicase activity
Source: RefSeq, a predicted model, not a curated record
AACCCUGAGUUAAGGAAGCGGGCCAUCACAGCCUCAGCGGCGUUGGAUGCAACAGAAGCCCAUUUCUCUGAGUUCUUUCUGAAAAAACUUCUCUUUUACGGCGAAGAUGUCACGGGAUAGCAGAACUACAAAUAGGCGUAGGAGGUCCAGGAGUCGCUCCAGGAGCACAGAACGGAAGAGAUCAAGAUCUAGAGAAAGAGAAAGGGAUAGAGAUAGGGACAGAGAUAGGGACAGGGACAGAGACCGUGACAGGGAUCGGGACCGGGGAAGAUCUCGCAGAUCCCGGUCGAGAGACCGAGAUCGCCACAGGUCAAGAAGCAGGGAAAGGAGAAGGUCAAGGUCGAGAGAGAGGCGCUCGAGAUCACGUGACAGAUCAAGGUCCAGGGAGAGAGAAAGGGACAGGAGGUCGCGUUCCAGAGACAAGGAGAGAGAUAGGAAGAGGAGCAGAAGCAGGUCAAGAGAACGAGAAAGAGACAGGAAGAGGAAUAAGAGAAGUAAAUCGCACUCUCCAGUCAAGGUGAAACCUGCCCCACCUCCCCCAAAGCCUGUGGAACCACCACCACCAGAACUGAAGGAGGAAGAGGAGACCGGUCUAGAUUUUGAUCCCUCGAAGAUAGACAAGGAGGAAGCAGAGAAACGUCUUGAGGCGGAAAUGCAAAAAAGAAGAGAGAGGAUAGAGAAAUGGAGAGCUGAGAAGAAGAAACGAGAGCUUGAGGCAGCUAAGAAGGAAGCAGAGAAGGGAACACUAGGAGCUAAUGUUCCCAAAGUGUCAAUAAAAGCCUGGAGUUUAGAAGAUGAUGAUGAAGAGGAAGAGGGAGAAAGUAGAGAGACAGAAGGGAAAGUAGAAGAGGAGGAUGAAGUUGAUCCUCUCGAUGCCUUCAUGUCAGGAAUUCAAGAAGAAGUGAGAAAAAUCAAUCGGGUUGAUAUGCGAGGAGGCGUUAUGAAGUCCACCAAGCCCAUUUCAGUGGGCACAGGGGAAGCGGGAGCAAAGAAACCUGUCAUCAUCAUGGGUGUGGCCAAGAAAGUGGACGCCAAGAAGAAGGGUGAGCUGAUGGAGCAGAACCAAGAUGCGCUAGAGUAUUCAUCAGAGGAAGAAGGAGAGGACCUCAAGGAUACCAUGGCCAGCAUCAACUCCAAAGGCAAAAAGGAACUAGUAAAGAUUGACCAUACAGCAGUUGAGUAUGUUCCUUUCAGGAAGGACUUUUAUGUGGAGGUUCCUGAGAUUGCCAACAUGACAAAGGAGGAGGUGGAUGCUUACAGAGCGGAGCUAGAAGGCAUUAAGAUCAAAGGUCAGGGAUGCCCCAAACCCAUCAAGACAUGGGCUCAGUGUGGGGUCAGUAAGCGAAUCUUAGAGAUACUAAAGAAGUGUAAUUACGAGAAACCAACACCUAUUCAGGUUCAGGCCAUCCCUGCAAUCAUGAAAGGCAGGGAUGUGAUCGGUAUUGCCAAGACAGGGUCAGGGAAGACCCUGGCCUUCCUUCUGCCUAUGUUCCGCCACAUCGUGGACCAGCCUCCUCUUGAGGAUACAGACGGACCCAUAGCCAUCAUCAUGACACCAACAAGAGAGUUAUGCAUGCAGAUAGGAAAAGAAUGCAAAAAAUUUGCUAAGAACAAUCUGAGAGUUUGCUGUGUAUAUGGAGGCACAGGAAUUUCAGAACAAAUUGCUGAGCUGAAACGUGGGGCAGAAAUCAUUGUCUGCACUCCUGGCCGCAUGAUUGAUAUGUUAGCAGCAAACAGUGGCAGAGUGACCAACCUUCGGAGAGUGACAUACGUUGUUCUUGAUGAGGCAGAUCGCAUGUUUGAUCUUGGUUUUGAACCACAGGUCAUGAGAAUAAUAGAUAAUAUUCAACCAGGCCGGCAGACGGUUAUGUUCUCGGCAACUUUCCCGAGGCAAGUGGAGGCACUGGCCAAGAAGAUUCUCACCAAGCCUAUUGAGAUCACGGUAGGUGGAAGGUCCAUCGUCUGCAAAGAUGUAACACAGGAGGUGGUCAUGAUUGAGGAGGACCAGAAGUUCCUGAAGCUUUUGGAGAUCCUGGGGAAGUUCUAUGAGAAGGGCCAGACGCUUAUCUUCGUGGACAAGCAGGAGAGUGCGGAUUCAUUGUUUAAGGAUCUCCUUAGUCACUCGUAUCGUGCCCUUGUACUUCAUGGAGGUGUUGACCAGAUUGACAGAGACAGCACAAUCUUAGACUUCAAGGCAGGACGGGUGCCUAUCAUGGUAGCAACCUCAGUGGCAGCAAGAGGUCUUGACGUAAAGCAACUCAUUUUGGUUGUUAACUUCGACUGCCCUAACCAUUAUGAAGACUAUGUUCAUAGAUGUGGUCGAACUGGUCGGGCAGGUAACAAGGGAUGGGCCUUUACUUUUAUCACCAAUGACCAGCCUAAAUUCGCGGGAGAAGUUAUACGCGCCAUGGAGCUGUCUGACACACCUGUACCUGAGGAAAUAAAGAAAUUCUACGAGGAGUACAAGCAGAAGAUGGAAGGUGAGGGCAAAAAGGUAAAGACAGGGGGUGGCUUCCAUGGCAAGGGGUACAAGUUCGACGAGUCCGAGGCCAACUUUGCGUCAGAGAAAAAGAAGUUCGAGAAGGCAGCGCUGGGUCUGGCAGACUCGGAUGACGAGGAUAUUGAGCAGGACAUUGACCAGCAGAUUGAGAGCAUGUUGAACACCAAGAGGACUGUCAAGGAGAUUAAAGUGACGCCAAUGGUAGCGCAGUCCACAGGCAGCACAACAACGACAAGCAUUCCUGUUGGUGGUCCCUCUGCUUCGGACAAGCUAGAGCUGGCGCGGAAACUAGCUCAGCGGAUUAACCUGCAGCACAACAUUGGCAAGGAAGCUAAGGGAGCAAGUCAGCAGGCAGCAGAGUUCAUCCUCAAGGGAGGAGCUACAAUGCAGCCCACCAUCUCUGCUAAAACAGUGGCUGAGCAGAUGGCCCAGAAACUGAAUAAUAAGCUGAACUACCAGCCUCGUGACGACCGCGAAGAGGAGGAGGAAGCCACAGAGGAAACACACCACAAGUAUGAGGAGGAGCUGGAGAUCAAUGAUUUCCCCCAGCAGGCCAGGUGGAGAGUGACCAGCAAAGAGGCCCUGGCCCAGAUAUCCGAGUACUCCGAAGCUGGAAUUACAGUCAGAGGAACCUUCUGCCCUCCGGGUAAGAACCCACCAGAGGGUGAACGCAAAUUGUUCCUAGCCAUUGAGUCCACCUCAGAGCUGGCAGUGUCUAAGGCCAAAGCUGAGAUCAUCCGCUUAAUCCGUGAGGAACUGGUGAAGCUGAGGACGAGUGCAGGACCAGUGAAAGCACAAGGAAGAUACAAAGUUUUGUAAAGUCUGCUUAUCAAGGGUGUUUUACAUGGUUGCAUACUCCUUUAGUUUUUUUUUAUUUUGUUUUAUUUCUUAUUUUUUAUUUUAUUUAGAUAUUUUUUUUUUCUUUCAUGCUAAAAGAAAUUCCCUUUUCACACUCCUCUUUGCCUUUUUCCCCCCUCAUUCUGUUUUCCAUUGUCAGAUCAUGUAUUGCCAAAGCUGUGCAUAGCAUUAUGUACACAUCUCUGUUUCAUGAAAAUAUAUCAUGUAAAUAGAGUUAGGUUUUACUUGUUUGUAGACUUCAAAAGCAAAACAAAAAUAGCAUAUACUUAUCAUCAGUGCAUUAUUAGUUUUUAUUUUUAUUAAAUUUGACUUCAAAGAGAAUUUUAACUGCAACAUUCCUGUCAGGGAUCUGAACUUGUAAGCUGUUGAAUUUUGUUGGAAGGAAUAUACUGCAGUUCUUUGUUCAGUGUAAAGUGUGGCAGAAAAACUUUUGAUAGUCCGUUUUGAUAAAUGUCAAAAAUUAUCCACAACAUGAAUAGGUCAACUAAAGCCCUUACCACUUAUUAACAUAAAUUUAGAUAUCAAUAAUGCAAGCAAUCAUGUGUGGUUUUUACCUCAAAUCUGAUAUUCAGUCUUAUUUUUUGUUAUUAGGAUAAUCUAAACAAGGUUAUUUGUAUGCCUAAGUAAGAUUUCUUAUGUACAAUCAAUGCCUGAAGUACCCAAAAUGUAUUUUAGGUCAACACUGUGAGACUAAAUUAUUUCAACAAUAAAUAACAAAAUUAAAA